AUGCCUCAUCCGAUGUUCGUCGAAUCUCGCAGCCAUCCUGGCUCUUCAUGUCUCGAACUUCAAACCACGGCCAACACUGCCGCAAUCCUUGGAUUCAGCCCUCGAAUCUUCUGGUCCGUCAAGGACGGCAUAUGCACCUCUCGUGUGCUCGACGACGACGAACCCAUGCCAAUCUGGUGUGAAGAUCCUUUUGAUUUGGCAGCCAGAAAGGCCCGGGGAGCUCUACCCGUUACCACUGACGCAUUGGCUACUAUUCAGCAAUUGCUAAACGGCCUGGACGUGGAGAAGAAAGGAGAAGAAGAACGAGAACAAGAAGCCUCUCAGCCCAUUGGUUUGAAGCGUAAAGCGUCAACCGAUGCAGAUGCUCCAGCUUCUUGCCAAGAAUCAAGCCCUGUCGUUGCUGUCGCCUCUGCCACUAUCAUUGCCCCUCCUUCGACACCACCUGCCACUACCUCUUCUUCUCGCGUUUUCGGUCGUUUGACCACGACAUCAGACUCUUUUGCUGCUUUCUCUUUCGAUCUCAAGAGCAACACCACCACAUUUGGGUGCCAUCAAGACUGUACUGUAGUUCUCGAGGAUGAACGCGUGCCGAAGAGGGCGUUGUAUAUUGACUUUACAACAAUUGGACUGCGCGAUGCGAUGAAUUCUGGUGGUGACUGGAGCUCGUUGCCUGGCUUGCAUUGUGUGAUUAGAGCUGGAAGUGAGACGGGACUUUUGGUCAACAACAAGAUCCAGGUCCACAAAUCUCGUACGCUGCAAGGCAUUCCCAUUGUUGCUGGUGUCAAGACCGGAGAUGUUGUUGCUGUUUGUUGGGCGAGAAGUAUUUUUAAAUUCAGGGUUGAGCUGUUUGUUGGUGCUGGAAGUACUUGUUAA
Messenger RNA from Aureobasidium pullulans EXF-150, 873 nucleotides. RefSeq lists its product as uncharacterized. The record is from RefSeq and is a predicted model, not a curated record. The transcript is spliced from 2 exons. Bases 1 to 873 code for a protein of 290 amino acids. NCBI's taxonomy places the organism in Eukaryota, Fungi, Ascomycota, Dothideomycetes, Dothideales, Saccotheciaceae. Gene Ontology annotation, molecular function: protein binding.